Molecule: messenger RNA, 1152 nt
Organism: Paramuricea clavata
Lineage: Eukaryota; Metazoa; Cnidaria; Anthozoa; Malacalcyonacea; Plexauridae
Source: the annotation of a GenBank genome assembly
AUGAUAUAUAGAAGCGCCAGAUCGCUUCAGUUAUGGAUUGUAACGUUUUGGAGAACAAUAUUUCAAAACGCACAACGAAAUCCCCGGAAAAGAAACAUGGGAAUAUUGUGCUUAUUAUUUACCGUGGCGUAUUUUGCAGUUUAUCGAUCCAAUAAUUGGUACGUAAUAUAUAGAUUUCUACCCGAGGAAAGAGGGAUUUUGCCCGAGAUGAACCAAGAAACGUUGUCUUGCAAAGACUUAUUAAAAACUGCACGACUUCUCGUGGAUGGCGAGCCAAUUAUUUUACCGUUUAAUAAACGAAAAACGUUGUGGGAAUUCAAACAAACUGCCCCAAAAGAAUUAAUUAAAAAGAAUCUUAUAUUUGAGGAAAAUUUGGAAAAAACGAGAAAAUUUUAUAAUGCAAAUUCGAGUGAGAUUAAAGCAAGGACAGUAUUGAUAACUUUUGGUCAUAAUUGUUGUGCAUAUUCAAAACAACGUGCUUUAUACAAGGCGAAGUCUGUCGGGGGGUUUGAUUAUGUCCAUUCGUUUAAUUUGGAUUCAAUGUCACUAAGAUUUCGUGAGACACACAAGGAUGUGCUCAAGACUCUUCGUGGUGCAGGGUAUUGGUUAUGGAAACCUUAUAUUGUGUUAAAAACUUUGCUGGAAAAUAUGAACGAGGGGGACAUUGUCAUGUAUCAGGAUGCAGGGGCAUAUUUCAUAAGAUCUGCAGGACCACUGUUAAAAUUAUGUGAACAAUCGAAAGAUGGUAUAAUUGUGUUCAGUCUUCAAAAAAUUGAACAUGAAUACACAAAACAGGAUACAUUGAUACUUAUGAACAUGAGUUUUCCCGAAGCGGCUGACACGUUUCAACGUUUGGCCUCGUUUGUUGUGUUACGAAAGAGUUGUACAUCUAUCCAGUUUGUAAUGGAAUGGUUAGCUUAUGCAUCUGAUAGACAAAUUGUAUCGGACGACCCUAACACCCUUGGUAUACCUAAUCCAGAAUCAUUUCAUGCUCAUCGACAUGAUCAGUCUGUAAUGUCUCUCCUUUCAAAAAAAUGGGGUUUGCCAGCUUACCGAGAUCCAAGUCAAUAUGGUGAAUCUGUACCAAGAACACGUUACCAUUCAUCUGGGCCGUAUGAACAGAUAUUCUUUCAUGAUAGAUUUAAACAUUAA